Aaosphaeria arxii CBS 175.79 is the source of this 3352-nucleotide messenger RNA. Its product is annotated as DNase I-like protein. Gene Ontology annotation, biological process: phosphatidylinositol dephosphorylation. Bases 180 to 3218 code for a protein of 1012 amino acids. Lineage: Eukaryota; Fungi; Ascomycota; Dothideomycetes; Pleosporales. The record is from RefSeq and is a predicted model, not a curated record. Gene Ontology annotation, molecular function: phosphatidylinositol-4,5-bisphosphate 5-phosphatase activity. The transcript has a single exon.
CGAUUUCUAGUAUUCUCUGUGUCGUCAUCGCCUACAGCUUUCUUGCUCAGCUCAGCUCGAGAUAUUUGUACAUCAAUAACACCUAAUGGCGAUGGGCUGAAGGACAUCCAGUACUCCGCACCUCGAACAUCCUCCCCACUUGCGAUCGUGUGCCCCUCACCCGGCCCCGCGUGUUCGCUAUGCCUUCUUCCAAUUCCGAUCGAUCCUUUACCGAUCGGCUAGAUGCGACCAUCCCCGGCGCGUUCCCAAGCAGCGAUGGCAAUCAAUCAUCGACCCACCAGACCCUCUCUCAAGCUUUGUAUGCUCGGCGCAAUGAGUACACCCGAUCUCGGAACGUUAGGAUCAAGAUUGGAAGCUGGAACGUAGCAGCGGAGAAGGGCACAGAGAAGGAUAUCGGGGCCUGGUUCGUAGAAGGAAAAGGGAUUGAGAAAGCAAUUGCUGGACUAGGCGUCGACGAAUCGCAGGAUGACGACAAUCUGGAGAGUGUGCCCGCACAAGAAGCUCGGAGGUCUCGGAAGGCAUCUACUGUUCCCCGGAGAGACGAUGGAACACUGCCGGGCGGCGAAGAGGUGGGCAUAUAUGUUCUAGGUCUCCAGGAAGUAGUUGAUGUUUCCUCUCCCAGCGAAGCGUUACGUCCGUAUACCGACCCCAGCGUUGCGAAUCGGUGGAAGAGCGAGGUUCAGAAUGCUUUGCCGGAAGGAUAUAAACUCGUUGCGGAACAACAGCUGAUCGGGCUCUUGCUUCUUGUGUAUGCAUCGCCGGAUGUCUUUCCCCAUGUCAGUGGGGUCAGCACGACGAGUGUCGGAACAGGACUCAUGGGGUAUAUGGGCAAUAAGGGCGCUGUGACAGCAAGGAUUGUGCUGGGCGAAACCACUCGCCUUGUGUUUAUCAAUUCGCACCUUGCAGCUGGAUCCGACAAGGCUGCGCUGGACCGUCGCAACUGGGACGCAGGCCAGGUCAUCAGCCGGACGCGCUUCGAUCCCAUCACAGACGCGCUGGGAGUGACUCAAGGUCACGGCGAGGGGUUGGGAGAGGAAGACUUCGCCUUCUGGUUUGGUGACCUAAACUACCGUCUUGAGGGCAUACCUGGAGACGAUGUACGACGACUACUUACCAUCCACACUAAAACCCUAGACCCCGAGCCUACUGAAGACUCGAAGGAGCCUAGAUUAUCCUCCUCUGACUCCAGCGUGACGUCCAAAUCCCCUAGCUCAACCUCUUCCAUAAAAGAAGACGCAGUGCCAUUACCUCCGGAGCUUGAUCCUGCCUCGUUACAUACUACAAUAUCAUGUCUGAUGCCCCAUGACGAGCUGCGCCAACAACAAAAGCUUGGAAAAGCAUUUCAAGAUGGUUGGAACGAAGGCCCGAUCCAGUUCUUACCCACUUACAAGUACGAUGUCGGAAAGGUCGGAGUAUUCGAUUCGAGUGAGAAACGACGCGUGCCUAGUUGGUGCGAUCGCAUUCUCUACCGUACUAGGGCAGCCAAAGAACGCCAUGACGCUCACGUGAAAGAGCAAGAGGAAGCUCGGAAACGGGAUGAAGAGAUGAAGAAGAAAGGACUCGAUGCGCCAGGGGACGAAGAGGUCCUGUAUGACUAUGAUCCCGAAACAGACGGAGACAAAACCACGGGAUACGACGAUUACGAUGAGUACGAUGAAGAUGCUGAGCCUGAACCGGAAGAGGUCAUUACCAAGGAGGGAUUCAAAGAUGAGAUCCUAUUGGAAUAUUAUGCCGCCCACCUGCGGGUCAUCUCGUCUGAUCAUAAGCCAUUAGAUGCGAUCUUUUCCCUCAAGUACGACGCCGUGAUACCAGAACUCAAGGCAUCAAUCCACCAGGAAGUAGCCAGAGAACUCGAUCGACAGGAAAACGAAGGCAGACCAUCCAUUACCUUGGUCGUGGAUCGUUCAACUGGAGCCACUACCUCCGAGGCUGCACCCACCACAGACAACGACUUCGAUGGCGUUGACUUUAACGACGUGCAAUUCGCGAAAUCCAAGCGCCGCAACAUCACAAUUGCCAACACUGGAAGAGUACCGGCCACAUUUGGCUUUACAGAUCGCCCCGUGUCCAAAGAUCAGGCCCCUGGACCUUUUCCUUCCUGGCUGACUGUGACCUUUGACAGAGAACCUGACAAGACCGACAAAUCCUCCGAUGACAAUCUCCAUCAACAGUUUACCUUGGAACCCGCUGAUGUCUGCAGCGCCGAACUCAAGUUGAAGGUCGAGGCCAUCCAUGACGUACGAAAUCUCAAUGAGGGCUCAGAGCAACUCGAUGAGAUUCUUGUUCUGCGAGUCCAAAACGGUCGUGACCAUUUCCUACCCAUCCGCGCAGACUGGCAGCAGUCGGCGUUAGCUCGUUCCAUUGACAAGCUAAUCAAAAUUCCCGAGGGCGGCAUCCGGAAGCUCCAAGGCCAGAAACCGGACAGUGAAACCAAUAAAGUGAGAUGGUCGAUUCCUCGAGAGAUAUUUCGGCUGACGGAGGCCAUAGAAGAUCUGACGGAACGAACGAUCGCCGAAUGGGAUAUGACCAAGCAUGAAGGUGACAGAGCCCCUUGGCAGCAUAACGCAGGCUGGCCGUUCGUCAAGGACUCGAGGUAUUUUGAGGAUGAUGUACACGAGGACACACUUGCCGCCCUCUAUGAAGCGCUUGACUGUGAUACAUCGUUUGACGCAGCGUUUCCCGGAGAGGUUGCCGCCAUGCAGAGACUUGAGAUCAUCUCCGAAGUACUACUGCAAUUCCUGCGCAGUCUCGAAGAUGGCGUUGUCACGGAGUCGUUGUGGAAGGACCUUGAGGGCGGCAUUGUUGCUCGAGAACGCUCAAGGCAACAUCUUCCGCUUGACGAUGCGAAAAUAUGGGCUUUAGAAACUUUAUCGGUCUCACCAAGCCACAACGCCACAUUCCUCCUCCUUAUAUCCAUGCUGCAACGCCUCACCAAUGAGAUUGUCACUGCCUCAAGGCCCGACACGUCCUCGUCUCGCGCCAGCAUGGACUCUCUUCCGUCCUCGCCACGAGUCGCAGUUCGCAGACGAACGUUGAGCAAAGUGCCGGAGGUGGCUACGAGACAAUUAAUUAGUAGAAAUUAUGCUACGGUAUUCUCAGAGGCCAUGUUUCGAUCAGGAGGCAUGGAUCAAUUGAAAGAGAAGGAGAGAAACCUAAGAAAGGACAGGAUGGUUGGAGUGAUCGAGACAUUCCUCAGCGAGGACGACGCUCUACGAUGAACGAAGAAUUGGGCUCUGUGUCUUUGAAUACAUGCCAGGAUUACAGCCAUAUCGAAGGUAGUCCCUAUAUAUCAGGAACGAACGACGUCACCCUCUUUUUAGGGCCUGGCUAUCCUUUCGAUCCAGAGCUAUCA